Funneliformis geosporum is the source of this 1440-nucleotide messenger RNA. Lineage: Eukaryota; Fungi; Glomeromycota; Glomeromycetes; Glomerales; Glomeraceae. The record is from the annotation of a GenBank genome assembly.
AUGCCCGUUGCGUCAACUUGGCAAAGUGUAAAGUCCAAGCCUACGCAACCUUCCUUACGUCCUAAUAAUAAUACUAAAGUGCUUGGAAACAAAAAGAAUGAUGUUUACGUGCAAAACGCCAAAAGACUAGUUAAAACCUCUGCUUUGUCCCAACAUCAAAAUAAACAACCCAUAAAAAAAUGGAUCGUUAUAACAAACGAUCCAGAACAAAAAUGUGAACGCGAAAAUAAUAAACUUGUUAACAAAAAUCCCCCUUUUAGGAAAUUUAACGACGAAAAUUAUGAAAAUUCAUUCUCUGCAAAAAUUCAGUAUCAUCAUGAGAAGAGGACUGUAGAUAAUACUACUCGGACGUCGGUGUUGAAGAAUGAUAUUGACAACGUUUCAACAGAAAAUGGAACCGUUUUAAAUAAAGGUUGCGUUCCUCUACGAUCGCAUUACCAUGGUACCAAUCAAAUUGUCACAAAUAAUAACGUAACACAAAUGGAGUUGGCACGUUUUCCUAGUUAUUCAUCUACAAGUACUCAAAGUUCCCUUACAGACCAAACCCUUUACAAUGGUUGUGAUAUCGGAAGCCAACCAACAAAUUAUACUUCGCCAAUAAUGACACCUACUGAAGAACAGACAAAAGAAUCGGUAUGUGAACAAGACGAAAAUGUCCAAGGUGUAAAAACCCAGUAUUGGAUUACUUCUUUAUAUGACAUUUAUUUGGUAACACAAAAAUUCAAUCGUUCGGAGAAUAUGCACAAUAAUUACCUGGACACUAUCAGAUAUGUAAUACUAGCGAUCUGGGACACAUCAUAUGGUAUUGAAUUUCAUGAUUGGAUGGAACAAGUUUUACAAAUGUCUGGAACAAAUUGCAGAAUUAUUGAGCUCGCGCUAUAUUAUCUCUUACGAUUCAAGAGGUGUUUGAGCCAUUCAAAUGUUGAGUCGUAUAAAUUUCCUAGAAAAUAUAUUCAUAAUUAUUCAAGAUUCACCGUCUCAAAGGAACCCUGUCCUAAAAGCCCUGACUCCAUAAAAUCAUUACCUGCUCUGGUUUCCUCAAUUAUUUUAGCAUGGAAAUUUUAUCAAGAUGAGAAUUUCAGAACUCAUCAUUGGGCAUACUUCACCGGGUAUUCCGCCGAACAACUAAAUGUGUUUGAACGUGAUUUCUUAAGAAUGAUUGAUUAUAAUGUAUUUAUCAAAGAAAAUUCUUUCAAGCAAUGGUUACGAUUUUUGCAUUCUCAUAUGCAAGCUAUCUGUGGACCGGGAUUGAAUGUUAGAUUCGCAUAUUUCCUUCCACAAAAUCGGGGAAGGAUUAAUGAGUUUAUGAAAUCUUUGAAGAUGUUGAAUAUUGAAGAGAUGGAACGUAUAAUGAAAGAAAAUGUUGACCGAGGUAAAAAGAAUGAAAGGGUUCACAUAUUAAAUCUCGAAGAUAUUAAACGUGUUAUGGAAAAAUCAUAA